AUGAUGCGUUACCAGCCAGAUGCAGAUCGAGCAGUGGUGAAGGGAAGACAGGUGAAUGCCAAGGAGAGCAACAAGUCCUCUAGGUCGAGUUUUGUAAGAAGAAAUAGAGCGUGCCUAAAGCAGGUUUACAGUGCUGCCGACUGUAUCUGGGUCGAGGGCGGAUAUAGAAUUCGCUCGGAAGGUGUAUUAGUCCAGCUUAACAGAUUCUGGAGAGUAGGGCGACAGACUGUUGGACCAACUUUUAAUCGACUGGGCGAUGACGGGAGCGGUGACUCCGGGACUAUAGCCAAUAUUGACAGAAUGCACCUCCGGCAUACGGCCCAAGAUGCCGUUUCCUGGUUACAAGAUGGUGAUGGUUAUCGAGAGCGUUUGCGGCACAAGCGUAUGGGUAUGAGAAUACCAGAUGGUGGAAGUGGUAAUGUCAUAUUCCUGGCCGCGGAGGUGCACAAGCAAAGUUUAGGCCACUGCCAGUUAGCGAACCUCUUCACAGACAUCAAGCAGCGGAAGACAACGAGAUCAGUUUCAUCUCUAAGUACCAUCUACCACCAGCCCAAGAUGCCACCAAAGACCAUCAGAGGAGGCAAAAUCGUCGCCCAGCAGCCACAACGAGGCAACAUUGUAAAAGAGACGUACAACGCCAUCACAGACCCCGAGAACCGAAGCGUAGUAACUGCUCUGGCAUUUUUCGUGGUAUGCGACCCAUCAACAGCUGGGAAGCAAUACAGCUGGAGCGAAAUUCUGCUUCCGCCAUUUGAGGCUGACUUUGCGACAGGAUCUAAGUACUUAGCCCCAGCAUCUCGCGAUUACGACUAUGAGUGUACACCAAGAGAGGGAAGAUGGACGUGUAUGAUACGAGGAUGUUGCAUUCCUGGUGUGAAUGGCGCAGAAAAGGUUUCGAGUAGGGAAACGCAUUGCCAUGAUGGGCGGAACCGAGAGAGCAAGGCGGAACGAGUAUUGCUUGAACGAUCCUUUUCACCUGUUGAGGCUAAACGCCCCUUUGAAAAUACUACGAGUGAGACCUUGAACCACGACCCCAGAUGCCCAUGGUUGGUGCAUUCGUGGGCUCUGUCGCGACGACUUGAAGGAACAUGGGUCGAAGUAGCCAAACACUUCUAUGAACGUUACAUUACACUGAUAUACACAUGAUGUGCUGUCGCGCGCCAUACACCCACACUCAUGCUCCAGCCACGCUCUCCGGCACAGCGAAAUCCUCCUGCUGCAACUUCGCGUCGGCACUCGUAGAGGCAUACACCCUCUUAUCUCCAUAGAACUUGUACGUGUUGUGCUCCUCGAGGUUCUUCACAGUAUACCGCACCUUCAGCAGGUUGGUGGCUUUGUCGAUGUACGCCGCCACCUCUUGCGUCUCGCUGGGAGCUCCGUCACAUUUCUUGUAGUCCUGGUUCUCAUCCAGGCCGCCUGAGCAUGUUACCGGGGUUUGGAGUUCGGGGUGGUUCUUGUAUUCUCCUUCAACGGUCACGUUGAAGGACCAGUGGCAGCCUGCCGAGCAGCCGUAGACGAACUUUGUGACGUCGUAUUGGGAAUUGACUGGUGGUGCGACGUCUUCGAAUGGGGAGGCUGAGGCAAGGGUUGAGGCCGCGACGGCGAGGAUGGUGGCUGUGCGCAUCUUGAAGUAUAUGUUGUGAUAGUGCACUGCUUCUUCGGCUGUCGCAAAAUGGUUUCUGUGGUGUGCGAAUCGUCUGCGAAUGCCUGGUGUUAAUGGUGAACUCUGCCUAUCUUCUGUAAGCUGACUCCUUAUGUGCGGCUCUGAUACGGGGUGCAAUCUCCCGGCCUGCACAUUUUGGACGC
Pseudocercospora fijiensis CIRAD86 is the source of this 1806-nucleotide messenger RNA. RefSeq lists its product as uncharacterized. The record is from RefSeq and is a predicted model, not a curated record. The transcript is spliced from 16 exons. Bases 1 to 1146 code for a protein of 381 amino acids. NCBI's taxonomy places the organism in Eukaryota, Fungi, Ascomycota, Dothideomycetes, Mycosphaerellales, Mycosphaerellaceae.